CACCUUUCAUCUUCUUGGUGAUUGGUUCUGCGCGUUGAAUCGGUCGAACCCUGCACGUUCCUUUCUCCAAAUUAAUUUCAGUUUCAUCAAUUUGUUCCUACUGUAGCGUUUGCACUAAUUCAAAGAGGGAUUUUAGCACGGGGACGCGUACAGAUUUUAGGAAUUUCUAAGCACAAGUAGCAUUCAGUGUUAACAGAAAAAUAGCAGACCGGCGUCUUAGAUUAUUUGUUCUUUUUUUGUUAACUUUUUUGGUGGUUUGAUCUUCACCGUGAAAAACCUGAGAAGGUAUCUGAGCUGGGGCAUGACAAAUGCAAUGGCUGACUUUUUGUGAGGUUGUUAACUGAGUAGUCACCAAGCGAACCAUCUGGCUGUUCUAUUUCAUUCACAUCUUACUUGUACUUCGUACUUAUCUUCUUGUUGAACACCGCAUCACGGUCUUGUUCCAGAAAACGAGAAAAAAUGAUUCAUUUUUCGUUGCUAAUAUCGCGGCAAGGGAAGACGCGGAUGAAAAAGUUCUUCAGCCCAAUAAGCGAGAAAGACCAGCUUAACCUGAUCAAGGAAGUUAGGAAUCUAGUUUUGACGAGGCCACCAAAGCUGUGCAACUUCCUAGAGUGGAGGGAAUACAAGAUAUGCUACAAGAGGUACCAUUGAUGAGUGUGGAUUAGUCUCAAAGUAGUACGAUCGAUAUUAGAACUUUCGCUAACCCUAACUCGACGUUUGUUAUGCGAAAUAAAAAAAUAUGUUUCACGAGGACGGUCAGGCUUUGCGACUUAUAGCGACUCCAUGAUGUGGAUGCUGCUAACACGAAACAUUAAUUAUCAACACUCAAUAAGCUGUGCCUGUGCUGAUCAUGAUGGAGUUUUUUCUUUCAACGCUCAGGUACGCGAGUUUGUUUUUCAUUUUUGGGGUGGAGCCAGAAGACAACGAACUACUCGCAUUGGAGGUCAUACAUCACUUUGUCGAAUGCCUUGAUCGAUACUUCGGAAAUGUGUGCGAGCUCGAUCUCAUCUUCAAUUUCCACAAGGUAUUGUUUCAUAAAUCUCCAUCCAUGAGGAGGUUGUUUGGUACUAAAUAGAUGGUGGUGCAUUUCAGGAUGCUGUGUGUUGUUGGGUAGAACAUCCAUAUGUGGAAGAAGUAGAAGAUUCAAUCACAAUGUAAAUCGAUUCUAGUCCUUUUCUAUUUCUCCCUUCAGGCAUACUACAUUUUCGACGAGCUCUUUAUAAACGGAGAGCUCCAGGAAACCAGCAAAAAGCAAGUUCUACGGCUUAUAGCAGAGCAGGACGCUAUGAUGGAAGACAAGAAGGACCAGAAAAAACAAACCUCAGUAUUUGGCAUUCGAUAGAAAAGUGUCUUAGCGGGUGAAAGUUGGAGACGCCGUGGCGCGGUCCCCAAACGCGCAGCAAAGCGUCCGCGGCACGCAGUUCCCUGUGUCUGAAGUGAUCGGCGAUCCACACCCUCUCCACGGCGCACCCUUGUAGCCCAAAUACACCUCAUACUCCCGAGCCCAAACAUUCCCCACUUGAGACUCGCAAACGAUCGAGCUCACACACACUACAUUGGAUUCACAUAAAAGACGUAGAAGAACUCCAAGUGUACUCCUGUUACAACUAUAGUAUAGUCGCGAAACAUAUGAAGAAAAGUAGCACAUUCGUAUGUGUCAGAACCUCUAGUUGUCGACCCUUCGUGGAUCGAGUUCUUUUUUCUCGAGAAUUAUUUCCUUUGGUCGUUUUGAU
Messenger RNA from Amoebophrya sp. A25, 1733 nucleotides. NCBI's taxonomy places the organism in Eukaryota, Dinophyceae, Syndiniales, Amoebophryaceae. The record is from the annotation of a GenBank genome assembly.